Bipolaris sorokiniana ND90Pr is the source of this 867-nucleotide messenger RNA. RefSeq lists its product as uncharacterized. The record is from RefSeq and is a predicted model, not a curated record. Bases 58 to 672 code for a protein of 204 amino acids. NCBI's taxonomy places the organism in Eukaryota, Fungi, Ascomycota, Dothideomycetes, Pleosporales, Pleosporaceae. The transcript is spliced from 3 exons.
AUCAGGUAGCAUUCACCCAUAUUCUCACGUGUCGCUACAUUAAUUCUUGCCCGAACCAUGCGUUAUCUCUCAAUUGGUGCCACAGUAGCAAGUCUACUUGCAUCUAGUAUAGCCUUUGGAUUAUCUCCCCAAGAAGUGUUGGAUAAAAACUCCCCACAAAUACUUCAUGAAACUAGCAUCGAUCCCUGUACCUUGGUGGACUCUCCAAAAGCGAAUGCCAGCGUGCAAUUGGGCAGCUGGCUAGAAUGCGCCGUAAAUGGUUUUUACCCAUUCCCAGCAAACAAAAACUGGCCCGAGGGUCACGCAACCUCUUUUUCAAAAGACAUCAGAUUUACAUUCAACGACACGCACUACGACUUUGAAGGUUCACGAAGGCUUUACAAUACAUUCAACGCAACCCUAGGCGUCGCUUUCGCGCCCUUCAAGCACGGUUUCAUCAACACACUCGGCAUUCCCAACGCCAAUGGCGACAAGGGCGGCUUCGUGUACAUGAUUGGGUGGGCCGGUGGAUUCCAGACGCGCAUACAGCGCGAUGUCUACUUUACCAAUGCGGCGUUUGCAGUGGUCAAGGAAGUGGAGGGGGAGAGGAAGAUUGUUGAGUUUAGAGAAAGUAGUAACAUUCCGAAUACUGCGAUUUUGCCGCCGCCAGUCGAGUGGACGUGCGAGUUUUAAUAGGUGGGGGAAGCUUUUGGGUGUUAUCCGGAAAAAAUGGAUUGGAUAUUCAAGAUAUAUAGAACACGUGUGCUCGGACACGUACAGAUAAUGGAUUCUUGGACUACGCAGAGGAAUAUAUGCUACAAGUCCUCAUGUAUAUGUAAUAGCUUCGUUUGUCAAAGUCCUCGAACAAAAAAGAAUAAGAAGAAUGGA